Aplysia californica (California sea hare) is the source of this 4025-nucleotide messenger RNA. RefSeq names its product vegetative cell wall protein gp1-like. The transcript has 5 exons. The coding region runs from base 97 to 1668 and encodes 523 amino acids. The record is from RefSeq and is a predicted model, not a curated record. NCBI's taxonomy places the organism in Eukaryota, Metazoa, Mollusca, Gastropoda, Aplysiida, Aplysiidae.
UUUUCAGAGAAAGAAGCUGAUUCAGAGGAGGAUGAGGAUGUCUGGAACCCAGACGAAGACGAUGAUGUCAUCAAUGGGGAGGACUCGACGGAAGCGAUGGCUAAGUAUCCGUACAUCAAACGCAAGAAAACGACGGUUGGGGGUGUCAAGUCAGAGCGAGCCAACCCAACCUCUGUGACUGGUGUUCCUGGCCCGAGCUCAGGUGCAGAUAAACAAGUUAAUUACGUGACGCAGGAGGCGCCGCCUAAGAUGAGACCAGGCCGUACCAAGACGUACUCGAAGACCGCCCCUGUGAGCCAGCCUCCAGCAUCAGCCCCUGCUGUGCCAGCUUCUGGUUCUGCCAACCUGAGGAGAGACAGCAGCCUCCAGGACAUCCCAGGGUCAGUUCAGAUCCAGAUUGAGAUGGCCGAUGGUCAGAGUGCUGCCCAGGGGGUGCUCAUCCCCUCCAAUAUGGUACCCAUCAUUGCCCCACAGCUGGGCAUUCAGAACGCUACGGCCGGUAUGCAGGUCCUACUUGUCCAGGAGGAGACCUCCAGUGGCAGCAUGGUGCAUGUCUACAUCAUCCCCGAGGGAGAGGCGCUGGCUGCUCGUGGUGCUGCAGGGGACAGCACCGUCACCACCACCUUGCCCGCCCCACCACCGCCACCAGCAGGUGCUCCUAGAGUUACCUCUCCGGCUGCUUCUUUCACUGCCUCGUCAUCUCAGGCCAGCGCUGUUUCCGGGCAGCUUCCUCCAUCCCCGCUGCCCACAGCAGGGGUGGGCGUCGCACGUCAUAUGGUAGCAUCGUCGUCAUCGGCAUCGUUGUUGUCUUCUGGGCAUAAUUAUGCCUCCAAGGGGGUUUCACUGACUCUGCCAAAUGAAGCCUCGCACCCAAGCACAGCUCCGCACUCUACUGCAGGAGUGCAUCCUGCCACUGUCCCACGCCCUGCUGCUGUCCAGAACUUUUCCACAACCUCUGUAUCCCCUCUUCUCCGGCAGUCCACCGCAACCUCAGCCUCCACUCUAGUCUCCCCACCAGUACAACAGCCCUUACCGCCAUGGCAACCCACCAUGGCCCCAAUGUCUGCUCAAGUCCGGCAGCCCACCAUAGCCCCAAUGUCUGCUCAAGUCCGGCAGCCCACCAUAGCCCCAAUGUCUGCUCAAGUCCGGCAGCCCACCAUGGCCCCAAUGUCUGCUCAAGUCCGGCAGCCCACCAUAGCCCCAAUAUCAAUUCAGGUCAGACAGCCCACUGUAGCCCCAAUGUCCAUUCAGGUCAGACAGCCCACUGUAGCCCCAAUGUCCAUUCAGGUCAGACAGCCCACUGUAGCCCCAAUGUCCACUCAAGUCCGGCAGCCCACCGUAGCCCCAGUGCAGGCGAUAGUCCCCACACCAGCCCCUCAGAUCUCACCAAUCCCACAUCCCACCCCCAUGCCAAUGUCCUCCUUAGUCCCGGAGCCCACUUUUACCCCACAACUUCAACAGACUCCUCAGCAAACAGUGACCCCAUCACAACCUGGGAUAGUUACGCAGUUACAGCCAGCUUUAACCGUACAACCAGUACUGGACGCCCAGCCCACAGUUGAAAUAGUUGGUCAGAGCUCAAGGAGAGAGGUGGAUGUCAAUAAGAAUCAGACCUCCAUUCCAACUCGGCCACAGUCCUCUUCCACCACAGAUGAUGUCAGGCAGUAAAUUGAAACAGAAACUGAGUACAUGUACAAGGGACAUCGCUAAGGUGGACAGAUGGAAGUGGACGUAACUGGAAGUUGCUGGCUGUGAAAGAUGAUAUCUCCUCCCAGACUUUUGUGAGUGAUGAGAUAGUGAUCUAGCUCACUCAACCUCAUUUCACAAAGUUGACAGGUUGUGUUUAUUUGGUGUCAGCACGCAUGGACAAAAUGCACUCGUCGAGCAGAAGAUUAGACUUUUGUCGCUCCUACCCAUACACAAGCGAGCAUACAUCUGUGGGAAUAGGCUGCCUUUAAGGUGACCUCCUGGUGUAAAUAUUUGAGUAGAAGUGCUUAUUGCUUGGCUAGUUUAUGAUUUGUUUAUGGAAAAGUAGGAGUCUUACCUUGGAUGUUCUAGAAACAUUUGCAGUAAAAACCAGCGCAAUGUGCUGGGAAAUGUUUGAAGUGGGUAUACACAAUCGACAAAUGGGCUCACACUGCAUUGUUCAGGGUGGAAUGAGUUAAAGUAGAACGUUUUAUGAAAUGGAAAAAAUCCCCUGAUUAAGUGGAGCUUCGGUGAUAAGCAAUGGAAACAUGGGAUUAUGGAUGUAGACUAUUGUGUAGUGGUGUGUGCUUCUAUGGAACUGACCUUUAACCUCUUUUUAUACUGCGAAUUCGAGCGAAAUGCUUGCAGCUAAAGGGAUUUGACAACAACAACAACAUACAGCAAAUUCUGUCUUGAAUUUCAGCGUACAGGCUGGAUGUAAAAAUUGAAAGUGAGCAGUGAAACAAUAUCACAAGUAAAAGGUGAAGUAGCUUGAAGUAGUGAGUGUGAGUGUGUGAGUUGAGAUGACUACAGUCUAGCAUGCACAUAUAUAUGUGUGUGGCCCUGAGAAGACCCUUCACAAGGUGCAAAAUUUCAAAAUUGACUUUUUUGCAUAUUUUAAAAGACACAUCUUUCCCGAGCAUUUUGCACUUUAUUUGAGAGCAAUUGGAGCAUUCUCUGAAAAGUUAUGGCAUUUUAAAGUGAACAGGGGUUCGAGUGUCAAAUUUUGAGAAAACAGGUUUUAAAGUUUUGCUUGCUUUGGGAACACAUUUUCCAUGAUGACAGUGCAUAGAAGCAAAUAAUGCUGAUACCACAGCAUAGAGGUGCCAUUUGUAGACAGUUUUCUUUUUAUUUUAGUGAAAUACCUCUCUUCUACGUGAAGUUGUGACUGUUUUUAUAUUACAACAGUAAAUCAUUGAAUUACGUAAAAACGCGUCAAAUUGUAACCAUUUUAAGUGGAAGACAAUCUAAACACAAAACAACAAACAAACAAACAAAAUUAAGAUGAUUUUUUGAACACAAAGCACAUAAUUUAUUUGUUCUUCUUGUCCACGAUAUUUUUCCAACAGAAAUCCAUUGACAUUUUUACAUUUCCAUGCAUACACACUAAAAAAAGGAAAUGACAACCGAAAUGAACAUGAAACUUCUCAUCAAAGCUGCCAAAACAAAUCUACAGAACCAACAUACAACAAAAUUAUGAAAGUUAUAAAUUAACCACAGCAAGUCCAAUGACCUGUUUUAGUCAGAAGAAUAGAAAUAAAAUCAUGUUGAAAUUAAAAUAGAGUACUCAAUGAAUCUUUAAAACUUAAACAAAAAACCCCUACUUUUUCUUCCCCUUGCCCUAAGUCGCUACCCCUUCCCCUUUUCCCCCCUUCCUGGCUUUCACCUCUGAUGGACCCUCUUCCUCAUCGCUAUCAUGUACACGCAUGCUCACUUAGGUAUGUCCAUACAAAUAAUAAGUAGUCCUUGUCGCUUGUCAGACUUUGAUUUUUCUUCUAGAAUGUUUAACAGUGCCUCCCAUGCAAAGCUGAGCUACACUACAAUGUCAUGCUCCUCUCGUGUCAUACCAGCAAAACACAAACGCAGGUCGUCAACAGUAGUUGAUUCGUACUGGCUGUUGCAAGACUGGCCAUCAUUGAGCUUGCAGAAGCACUUCAGCAUGGGUCUCAAUAGUCCGUUAUUUAAAAUUUAAAAAAUAUCACCGAGACGCGCGAAAAUACAUAAAAGAUCUCAAAUAUUUGAAAACCAAAUCCAAUAACGUCUUUAAGUUCAUUUCUGCCGGUCGCGAUUGUGACAUUAAUUCUGCUCUGAGAGUACGUUUCAGGUGAACUAGUGGCUUUGGCGGCAAGCGGAAUUGUGUCACCAAUGCUCGACUAGAAAAUCAAGAUGUACUUUCGCUUUCGUUACCACCCAGAAAUUUGUCCGUAAUUUGUCUGAUAACACAACGUUUAUUGUAACAUGCAGGUUCGGCAUUACAAACGUGGUGUCGCCAUGAAAAUAAAUAAAUAUUCGCCACUGUGCUGUCCCUCGUGGGGGCAACAAAUAAAAAAAAAAGAAAA